AGUCACAGUGGAAAUUUUACUCUAAACAAAUGAUGAACAACAUAAUAAGAAAGGCAUUGUUGUCGCUAAUUGCACUCCUGGGACUAUUUAGAAUUUGUCAGUGUAUGGUAAGUGCAGGCCAAGACUAUGUGGUAACCAAUGACCAAUUAAUACCCCUAGAGGUGGAGGGCAUGAUUAUUGAUUUUAGUCAUUUGGAAACCAUAGGGCGUCAACAUUUAGUCAAUGGUUCUUUGAUAAUACUGGAUGACUUGGAUGAUGAUAACUUUGGAUUUACCGUUGAAAUGUAUACCAGUCCCAAUGGUGAUGGUGAUUAUAAAAAAAUGGCCAUGGAUGUACCAAGGACCCAAGUUUGUGAGGGUUUUAAAAAAUUCUACAAGGAAUUCGUUCAGCCCUCUUUUACGUAUGGCGAAAACAGUAAUAUUCCCUAUAUUGAUGACGAUGGUUUGUGUCCUAUACCGGCCGGGGAAUAUUAUAUUAAGGAAAUUGAAUUCAAUACAGAUGCUUGGCCCAAUCAAAUGCCUCGAGGCACUUUAAAAGUGGUAGUAACAUUUUUUAAGGGAGACGAUGUGGUAGGUGGUCUAACGGCUUUGUUAAAAAUUGAAGAUGAUACUAGAUAAACUGACAGUAAUAAAUGUGGGGCAAUUUUUUGGAAUUGAAAACAAACUGAAAUUAAAGAAAUGUGUGUAAAAAAAAUAAAUAAAUUAUCACGAUAGGGGCCAGGAAUUGGAAUAAAUAUAAUUAUUCUGGACAAUAUCAGGUUUUAUUUAUAAAUAUCUAAAUUUGGGGUAAAUAUGUUUUCUCGUUAUGAACUAAAUAUCACAAAUUUGAACUUUACA
Messenger RNA from Lucilia sericata (common green bottle fly), 836 nucleotides. RefSeq lists its product as uncharacterized. The record is from RefSeq and is a predicted model, not a curated record. NCBI's taxonomy places the organism in Eukaryota, Metazoa, Arthropoda, Insecta, Diptera, Calliphoridae. The coding region runs from base 30 to 617 and encodes 195 amino acids. The transcript is spliced from 2 exons.